Molecule: messenger RNA, 7891 nt
Organism: Nerophis ophidion (straightnose pipefish)
Lineage: Eukaryota; Metazoa; Chordata; Actinopteri; Syngnathiformes; Syngnathidae
Gene: kif26ab
Product: kinesin family member 26Ab
Exons: 16
Coding region: 285-6350 (2021 amino acids)
Biological process (GO): microtubule-based movement
Molecular function (GO): microtubule motor activity; microtubule binding; ATP binding
Source: RefSeq, a predicted model, not a curated record
UGAAGGGAUGCAGGAGAGCAGAGAGGACCAGUGGGCUCUCCUCACAUCAUGUCCUAAGAAGAACCCCAGUGGAUAGAAAUAUGUCUACGGAUUGUUUGGCUUCACUGUGAGGACAUUUGAGAAGAUUACUCUGUGCCAACUCUCUGGAUGUCAGGAUUAAGACUAGCAUGUGGACUUUUUUUUCUUCUUUUUGAACGGAUACACACUCUUUCUUCGUCUUCUUUACAUGGCUCUAAAGAUGCUAUAGUGGAAUAUAAUACGCGUAGGCGAUAUUUGCAGCCCGCAUGGCUUUACCGAACUCACCGGGGGCUCCCGGAAGCGGCAAGCCGGACCCCGGCGUCAUCGACCUGGGGACCAUCUUCGUUGACUCCGACAUCAUUUUUGGAUUUACCAGUCACCUGCUGAAGAGGAAAACAAGGGUGCAGGGAUGUCCUCCUGGAGAGUCUCCCAACGCCCCCAGGAAGAGACUCUUCUCCACGGAGGACGCUCGCUGCAGCAGCCGACCUCCCCCUGAGGGCGCCGGGUCGGUUUCAGUGGCAGAGACGCAGGAGAAGGGAGGCUUUUGUCACAGUUGUCAGAAAAAAGUGUCUGAGCUGAGGAAGCUGGCGUUGGCCCUGGCAGACAAAAACUCAUUAAAGGACACGGGAUAUGCAACGUUCUUAUUCGAGCAGCUCCACACAUCCGGGAGCAAGGAAGGCGCUGUCAGCUGCUGCCAGGUGUGCUUCACGCCUCUCCACAAACUGAGGCAGGAGGCACUGCAGACUCUCCAUGCUCCCGCUCUCGGCCCAGACAUGCCGGCCCUGCCAGCCUCUUCCUUUUUACCACAGCCCACAAGAUUCGCUGCGGCGCCGUCCGGCGUCAAUGCCAAACAACUAUCCAAAAGCCAAGCACACUCACUCCUACCCUUGGGGGAGCAGCACAGGGGCCCAUGCUGGUCCCAGUACCCCUCGGCUUCAUCAGGUCCGAAGACCAGCGUCCAGGUGACAGUGGCAGGAGGGCAGAUCACUGGAUCCUUGAGCUCUGUCACCAUCCAAGCCCAGCAGUACCUGGAAGGCAUGUGGAGCAUCUCGAGGGUAAACAACUUCAUUCCUCAACCUAAACCAGCCCAGAGCUUGAUGGGCGAGGCCAACAGAUAUGUCACAACCACCGCGGGCCCGCUCACGCGCACAACCACCACCAGCACCACCAAGAGCAGCACCUUGAUGCCCUGUCACCUCCGACGCUCCAUGCAAUCAGGCCUCCCUGCCCCCAUCGCCAAUACAUCAUCCUCUUCUACAGCAACCUCCUUCUUUAUCAGGGCAGCUCAGAAGCUGAACCUGUCCACCAAACGGAAGAAGCACCAGCCUAUCCCGCUCCACCCGCAGGAGCCCUCCAUCUACCCUACUAAUUUCAGCGGCAUCCUGCAGGUUUCGCCACCUCCUGCCCCGCCAUGCCUGCUCAGGGCCGUUUCCAAAGUGAAGGAGAACCCAGGGAUGGGCAAGGUGAAAGUGAUGAUGCGUAUUUGCCCGUCUCUGGAGGCUAUGGACUCGUCAGAGUCCCUGUCCUUCUUGAAAGUGGACAGCAGGAAGAAACAGGUCACCCUCUACGAUCCUGCAUCCAGCCCGCCGCACUCCAGUUCAGGACACAGACGCUCCGCCACCGUUGCCGUCCCAAAGAUAUUCGCCUUUGAUGCUGUUUUUACCCAGGAUGCCUCACAAGCUGAGGUGUGCUCAGGGACGGUGGCUGAGGUCAUCCAGUCUGUGGCGAACGGCGCAGAUGGCUGCAUCUUCUGCUUUGGCCAAGUUAAGCUCGGCAAGACCUACACCACGAUUGGCAAAGACAGCUCCACGCAGACUCUUGGUGUCGUGCCCUGCGCCAUCUCCUGGCUCUUUAAGCUCAUCAGCGAGCGCCAGGAAAAGACGGGCGCUCGCUUCUCCGUCCGAGUGUCAGCAGUGGAAAUCUUUGGCAAAGACGAGGAGCUGAAGGACUUGUUGUCUGAAGUGUCGACUGGGAACCUGCAGGAGGGCCAGUCUCCUGGCAUCCACCUGAGGGAGGAUCCUAUUUGUGGCACUCAGCUUCAGAAUCAGAGCGAACUACAUGCACCAACAGCCGAGAAGGCAGCUUUCUUCCUGGACGCUGCCCUAUCUGCCCGGAGCACUAGCCGGCCCGAUGCGGACGAGGAGGAGCGCCGCAACUCCCACAUGCUGUUCACGCUACACAUCUACCAGUACCGCAUGGAGAAGACUGGAAAGGGAGGAAUGUCUGGCGGACGGAGCAGGUUGCACCUUAUCGACCUGGGGAGCUGUGAAAAGGUCCUGAGCAAAAGCCGAGACGAAGGGGGCGGUGCUUGUCUUUCUCUGAAUGCGUUGGGAAAUGUCAUCAUGGCUUUGGCGAAUGGAGCGAAACACGUACCUUACAGGGACAGCAAACUGACAAUGUUGCUGAGAGAGUCCCUUGGCAACAUAAACUGUCGAACCACCAUGAUCGCCCACAUCUCAAAUUCUCCCGUCUACUACGCAGACUCGCUCACCACGAUACAGCUGGCAUCUCGUAUACACCGCAUGAGGAAAAAGAAAACAAAGUAUGCGUCUAGUUCAUCUGGAGGGGAAAGUUCCUGUGAAGAAGGGAGGAUCCGUCGGCCACCUCAUCUCAGGCCUUUCCACCCUCGGACCGUGGCCCUGGAUCCUGAUCUGCCUUCUAUGCUCAGUGACCCAGACUAUUCCUCUAGUAGUGAACAGUCAUGUGAUACUGUCAUUUAUGUGGGCCCUGGGGGAGCUUCCAUCUCAGACAGGGAGCUCAGUGACAACGAAGGCCCUCCUGCCUUUGUUCCCAUCAUCCCCUCCCUCAACAAGAAGAGGAUGGCAAAAGACGGCCCCUUUAACAGAGAUCAUUUUUUUAAAUGCAACACGUUUGCUGAGCUGCAGGAGAGACUGGAAUGUAUUGAUGGCAGUGAAGAACCUGCAGCGUUUGUUGGUGAGGGCAAGCGAGGCCAAGCUAGCCCCAAGACGGAAAAAUCUACGGAUAGCGGAAACACUGUGUCACCAAAGACUAUUGCAAGUACCGCUUGCAACCAAGAUGAUAUCUCACCCAAACAGACUGCUAAAUCUGUUGCCGUACAGCCAUUUUGCAGCCCUGGCACUAAAUCUAAAUUGGACGUAUCAACGAGGCAACAUGCAGAACGGAAACCAUCCGAUUGUAUUCCAAAUAUGUGCAGAACUAGUGCUGAUGGUGAAAGGAAUUCGCUUUCAGAAAACAUGAGUGCUGAAAAAUUGUCAACAGCUGCAACAACUGAUCCUGAGCCAGUUGUAAGGGAGAAGGUCUACUACAACAAGAAAGCAUCUAGCAAAGAAAAUGUAGAAAAGGAGAAGAAAUCAAACACUAGAAUGCCUCCAAUAGGAAUGAGCCACCAAGCCGUGAAAAGCAGGGAUUCUUGCUCUUCCCCAAUCCUCCGAGCUCCAAUGGAGGUUUGCCAAGUGCGCUCUACCUUGCAGGAAAGAUGUUUUGAUCGGGACAUUCUUAGAGCUACUGUCACCUUGCAGCAGCCAGUGGAGCUUAAUGGAGAAGACGAGCUUGUGUUUACGCUGGUAGAGGAGUUGUCUAUAGGCAGUAUUAUUGACAGGGACCGGCCAUCCAGCAUUAUCAGCUUUAACAGUGAUUGCUCUCUGCAGGCGCUUGCCUCAGGUUCCAGACCAGUUAGUAUCAUUAGCAGCAUCAAUGACGAAUUUGAUGCCUACACAUCAUCUGUCGGAGGAUCGGAGGUAAACAUUGCGUUGGUCACAGCACCACUGGAAGGAGUGAAUAUGGAUAGUAGAGGUUCAUCUAUCAGCUCCUGGCUUAGUGAAGUUAGUGUGUGCACGCUGGAGAGUGAAGGGGCUCAGUCUUCUGAUGUGUUCCUUCCACCAGGCAAGAGCAUGGGCCCAGAAGGCACCUUAAAUUUUGAUUCCCUUGAUGUGUUCCAUUGUGUAUCAUCUCCUAGAGAUGCCAAGAAUUCCUUGAACGACAGCGGAUUUAGUUUUUCAGAACAAGACAGUGACAGUGUUGCCUCAAGCAAACUAUCAUUGACAAAGUGCCCCCCAUCUCCAGAUUCAACCAAAGGGUCCCUCAGAUUUCCAUCUAAAAUAGCAAAAGCCCAUUUACUCAGCUCCUCCUUUCCACAAAGUCCCUCUAUAGUUCACUCCAGUCUUCCAAGAAAGGUUAAACCUACCUCAUCUAUCUCCAGUAGUAGCAGUAGCAGUAGCAGCAAUAACAGAGAUCCACCGAGGCAAGAGGCUAAGCAAGACAGUCUUUUGCAGCAGGCAGACAACCACCCACAACUUCAGCCUUCUGACUCCAGCAACACCAGCAGGUUUGUCAGAAAUCCCCCCAGCGGUAUCUCUUCAAGCAAAAUAUCCAGCAACUGUAACAGUGCACCUCGUCCAUUAAAGGUGCAUGGGUCUAUCUCAUCUCAAAGGGUGGUUGAUGGAUGUGAGAAGCCGACUAGUAAGAAAUCUGAUCCUCCAAGCAGAAUGCCUCAGCUGAGAAGAGGUGCCACCACUCUAGGAACAGUGCCCGUUAUCCAUUCAUCAAUGGACUACAAGAACACCCAAGAUGUUGCGGGAGCUACAAGCCUUAAGUUCUCCUCUCUGGGGAAAAACAGCAAGGCUAACUCACAGAAAUCAAGUAAUCUCCCCAGACCUGGUUACACAUCCCCUCCUCUGCCACCAGUGAGAAAGUCUAGUCUUGACCAAAAGACCAAGAUCCUUCUACCCCAAAGUGCCUUAAAGUCAGCAUAUGGGGAGACAGCAAAGAGCUUUGGAGCGAGGGUAGCUGUAUCAGAAGAUGAGAUUGAGGUUCGUCACAGAGUAGACUCCACUAGUUUGAAAACCUCCAGCCUCAAAGGUGAACAUAGUGUCAGAGUUGCUUCCAGUAUGAAGCCCAGAGGGACAAGAGGUGAGGCUGGACAACACUAUGGUAGUCAAAUGUCCUUGGAGAGGUGUGAAAGCCUCUCUCUGUCCAGCCCCAGACUAGGACUUAGUAGGGAAAACAGUGGAACGAGUUUGGGGAACAGCAGUAGCAAAGUAGGCAAAUCUAUACCAAGAUUUGGUAUCCCUAAUUCAUCAAGUUCCCCUAUCGCUACCUGCCCAUCAUCCCCAGGAGGAGGAACUAUAAGCAAAAUUGGUCAGGUCAAAACAUCAGGAAAUCCUCGAGUAUUUGGAGCAAUGAACAGCAACAAAGCACGCUCACUAUCAGCCAACAAUUCCAAAGGCCUGAGCUCGUCUACUAAAUCUUUGACUACUGCUGGGACUAGAAAUAUGAAUGCCAACCUUCCUCCUUCAGGCAAAACUUCAGCUCCUCGGACUGCUGCUGCUGUCAGUAACAAACCCGGAAGAGGGACUAUAAUGGGCACAAAACAGGCUAUACGAGCUGCCAACAGCCGUGUGAGUGAACUGGCAACAGGCAGCAUAUCAGGCAAACACGUAAGAGGCUCUGGAGAUUCGGACAGUGGCAACGACAGCGGCGUAAACGUGAGUGAUGACAAAAGCCCUGUUGCCAUGCUACCUUCUCCAUACAGCAAAAUCACUGCACCUCGGCGGCCCCAGCGUUACAGCAGUGGUCACGGCAGUGACAACAGUAGUGUGUUGAGCGGAGAGUUGCCUCCUGCUAUGGGUCGCACUGCCCUCUUCUAUCACAGUGGCGGCAGCAGCGGGUACGAGAGUAUGAUCCGUGACAGCGAAGCUACAGGGAGUGCAUCCUCUGCCCACGACUCCAUGAGCGAGAGUGGUGUGUCCUCUUCAGGCAGAAACAGGACCUCCAAAUACCCCAAGAAGCGAACAACUGGCUUCCAGCGAAGACGUCUCAUCCCGGCGCCCCUGCCAGACACUUCUUCCCUGGGGAAGAAAGCGGGCACAGCUGGGCAGUGGGUAGACUUGCCCCCUAUGUCGGGAACACUGAAAGAGCCUUUUGAAAUCAAGGUCUACGAGAUCGACGAUGUGGAACGCCUUCAGAGACGACGUCAGGAACAAGCUAUAGAGCAACCAUUCCAGGAUGUUGACAAGGGACUGCUGUAUUUCAACAAUAAAUUGAAGAUGUUGGAGAGAAGGCAACAGCAAGUGAAGGAACUGAAAUCCAAGCAUGAGGUGUUAAUGGAGGAGCUGGAGGACACCAAGGCUCGCCUAAUGAUGGAUCCCAGCAAGUGGACAGGAGAAUUCGACAUGGACCAGAAUUUGGAUAACGAUUCUCCGGAGUACCUGGAGGUCUUAGCGCGGGUCACGGAGGACCUGGAGUUUUGUGUCAACCUGUGCAAGUCGCGAGUCAUGAUGGUGACGUGCUUCGACAUCAGCAGCACGCCGGGAUCCGCCGCACAGGAGGGGCCGCGGGAAGUCGAAGUCUGAGGACGAGUGAAAGUGGAUGCGGAAGUGGAAAAAAAAAGCGAAGGAUGGUUCUAUAUAGCAGUCGCUUCACGGAUAUUACUGCGAUGAAGAUGACGAGAGGGCCGUGUCUUUGCGUGAGAAAGGGAAGUCGUAACCACUUUGCUACAGUGCCUCGUUGUCCAGAACGUGUUUCAUGGCGGCGAAACGAAACGUGAGCACAAAUGCCUUUCGGGCAUAGCAGUGGCCGUCACUUACUGGAAAAGUCAGUGAACACCUGGAAGUGCCUUUUUCUAUUCUUUUCAUUCGGUGCAGGUAUCUGAAACAUACCUAGGCAAACCCUGAACAUACACAAAUAUUUUAUAUUGCAUUGUGAAGUGUAUUUAUGAUCACGUGGUGUGUACAAAUCUCACUCAAAGGGAGGAAUUGAAGAGCAGUUUAAAAAAAACAGAAAAAAAAAAGCAAUAAGCUAAUGUUAUUGCGCUCCCAGACUUUGCCUUUUUCUCUUAUUUGAAACCUCAGUCAGCAUUUUUGUCAUGAUCACUCUUGCGCCUUACGUUCACUUUUGUAGUUCCGACUGGACUCUGUUCUCUCAUCAAGGAUGCAUUGUUGUCGUCUCUCCUCACUUGCCAGCUGGAUCGUGGAAGCUUGCGAGUUGGAGUGAAUGUUUGAUUGGUCCCCCCAGUUGCCUUGACCACAAUGAGUCUCAGUGGAUGCACACUAAGGUAGAGCAGCACUUCUACACCUGCUCGGCCAAAAACGAGACAUGAAGCCAAAACAUAUCAAUCAGAGAGCCACUGUGAUGGACAGUUAGUGUUGGUGUUCUCUUUGGUGCCGCCACGUGCUCAUUUUCUACAAGAAUAACCCGACAUGGGGUUCGAACUAUACAAUGUCGCACAAAAGAGGCACAGAGAAAGCACAAAUCUUCCUGUUGUUGACUUUUUUUGUUUCUAGCCGAGCCUCAGCUCUAUGCAUUCCAAGCCUUUUUUUUACUGAAACUACUGUCAGACUAUCAUUACUGACUUGAAGCGCUGCAGCAGCAGCAGCCCAUUUUUUGUUUUAGAUUUUUACAUCCAAGCAAGUUAUAAAUGGCGUUUAACUACUCCACUUCAUCAUUGCUACUUUUUUGCAGCGAGUACGAGCACGAGUGAGAAAAAAAACUAAACUUUUUUUGUAUUUUGGUGCGUUUGAGUUCUACUGGAUGCGUAGGACAACAGGAAUUUGUUUACUUUCUUCAACAAAGAUGUCCUCUCUCAGGCCCUCUCUGAAGAUGCUGCAUGAGAUUUUUUUUUAAUCACUGUUAGGGAUGAUUUCUACUUCAUUUUUAUCAUUCUAAUUUUUUACAAUAACUUCACUGAUGUGGAUUUAGGCUUGUGAAUUAACCAAACCAAGACCUUUUUUCCCCAGAAAUUAUUUUAUGUAAGAUCAUGUUUCAUAUCGAAACCCAUAUUUUCGAAUAUCUUUGUUCUUUUGUAUUGGAUUUUCAAACACUGUGUAUAAAUGUAUGAUAUGGCAGCUUGUGUUUUACUUUUACAGUAUCUGUGAAUAAAAAAACUUCCUCUUAA